AUGAAUUUGCAAUUUUAGUUAGAAUUAAAGUUAAAAGAUUUUGAGUAUAGAAAAUUGUAAUAACAAUUAAAUGUUAUGAAAUCAGUUGUAGAUGAAAAAGCAAUGAAAUUUGAUUCUAUUAAAAAAUAAUUGACUGAAACUUUUAGUGCUCUUAUAAAAUAUGUGCAAUUAGAAUUAUAAAAUUUAAAAAAAGAAUUACUCUGUCUCAUUUCUACUUAGAAAUAAGAAAUAAUUUAAUUCUAAAAUGAAUAGAUUUCUCUUAAAUAUAUUUAAGAAUUAGAAUAAUUAAAUUAGCAAUAUUAUGAAGAAAAAGAAUAAUUUAAGAUAAGGAUAGAUAAAUUAACUAAAUAGUUAAUAGAAUCAGAAAAAAAUGAAGUAUAUUUAAUGAUGCUCAAUACUAAAUAUAUAAAAGAGAAUGAAUUAUUAAAUCAUUAAUUACUAUCUAAAAGUAGAUAAAUGAGUUAAACAGAACAAAAUUUUUAUCCAAAUAAAACAGGAUUCAUAUCUAAAUUUUUAAAUAAAUAUACAUGA
Molecule: messenger RNA, 531 nt
Organism: Paramecium primaurelia
Lineage: Eukaryota; Ciliophora; Oligohymenophorea; Peniculida; Parameciidae
Source: the annotation of a GenBank genome assembly